AUUCUCUACGCAUUCGCCUCUCUCUCCCCACUCUCUCUCACUCCUCAUGUGAAGCUUCCAUUUUUAUAAACCUUCCUUUUCCGCGUUCCCUUUAACAAUUAUGUAUCUCCAAAUCUGCCCGCAGCUUUCGGCCAUGACGUUCCAAAGCUCCUAACCUCUCUCUCUCUCUCUCUCUCUCUCUAGAGGAAGCGGAAGCGUCUUUGGCCGCGGCAUAAGUCCCUACGCAUUUUUCGGAAAAAGGGUGCUUUUGUUUGUCAAGAUUCUACAAAAGAUCUGAAAGAAAGAAAAUAUUUAUAGAAAUAGAUUUUGCUUCUUGCAUGAAGCGUUAAACUUUAGGCCUCCGAUUGAUUUGCUUCGGGAACGGUUCGAUCUAUGUUCGCUGGAUAUUAGGAUUUGGAGAUUGGGUUUUUAGUGGAGUUGCCACAUGGCAUCGAAAUCCUUCAAGGCAAGCCGAUUGUCUCUAUCGACGACGAAUUCGGAUGUGCAGGAUUCGCCACGUGGGAGGCCUCCCCUGCCCCCAACCGUGACAUUUGCUCGCAGAAGCUCAUCGGGACAAUAUUCUGCAUAUUCAAGGGAUGACUUUGAUAGUGAACCUGAGGGCAGUGGUUAUACGAACUACACUGUACACUUACCGCCAACACCUGACAACCAGCCGAUGGAUGCAAUAUCACAGAAGGUCGAAGAGCAAUACGUGUCGAAUUCACUUUUCACUGGUGGGUUCAACAGUGUUACGCGAGCUCAUCUCAUGGACAAGGUGAUCGAAUCAGAAACGAAUCACCCCCAAAUGGCUGGUUCAAAAGGAUCUUCGUGUGCAAUUCCUGGUUGUGAUGCUAAGGUGAUGAGUGACGAAAGGGGCGUGGAUAUUCUCCCCUGUGAAUGCGACUUCAAGAUUUGUAGGGAUUGUUAUUUGGAUGCUGUUAAAGCUGGAGAUGGCAUUUGCCCGGGAUGUAAAGAUCCAUAUAAGGCCUUGGAUUUGGAUGAAGUGGUGGAAAACAGGCAGCCUCUUUCGCUUCCUCCACCACCAGCUGAGAUGUCAAGGAUGCAGAGAAGAUUGUCUCUGAUGAAAUCAACCAAAUCAGUGCUGGUGAGAAGCCAGACUGCAGAUUUUGAUCAGAACCGGUGGCUCUUUGAAACUAAUGGUACCUAUGGGUAUGGUAAUGCUAUAUGGCCUAAGGGGGAAGGAUUAGAGACUGGAAAAGAUGAUGACGUAGUUGAGCCUCUAGAAUUAAUGAACAAACCAUGGAGGCCACUAACGCGAAAAUUGAAGAUUCCAGCUGCCAUUAUCAGCCCAUAUCGGCUUCUGGCAUUUGUACGACUUGUUGUUCUCGGGCUUUUCUUAGCUUGGAGGGUCAACCACCCGAACGAAGAUGCAGUCUGGCUUUGGGGAAUGUCCGUAGUUUGCGAACUAUGGUUUGCCUUCUCCUGGAUUCUUGACCAACUUCCCAAGCUCUGCCCUGUCAAUCGUGCUACAGAUCUUAAUGUCUUGAAAGAGAAGUUUGAAAUGCCUAGCCUCAACAACCCCACUGGAAAAUCUGAUCUUCCAGGCAUAGAUAUCUUUGUCUCUACUGCAGACCCAGAGAAAGAACCCCCACUUGUCACAGCAAAUACUAUCUUGUCUAUUCUAGCUACUGAUUAUCCAGUUGAAAAGCUUGCUUGCUAUGUUUCAGACGAUGGAGGUGCGCUUUUAACCUUCGAGGCCAUGGCAGAAGCAGCAAGCUUUGCAAAUCUAUGGGUACCAUUUUGCCGUAAACAUGACAUUGAGCCCAGGAAUCCAGAAUCUUAUUUCAAUUUGAAGAAGGACCCUUAUAAGAAUAAGGUGAAGUCAGAUUUUGUCAAGGAUCGUAGACGAUUGAAACGCGAAUAUGAUGAGUUUAAGGUCCGGAUCAACGGUCUUCCUGACUCAAUCCGCCGUCGUUCGGAUGCCUUUCAUGCUCGAGAGGAGGUAAAGGUUUUGAAGCUACAGAAACAGAAGAGAGACGAUGAACCUGUGGAGAGUGUGAAGAUCCCUAAAGCCACUUGGAUGGCUGAUGGCGCCCAUUGGCCGGGCACUUGGAUGAGCUCUUCAGCAGAGCACUCCAAAGGUGAUCAUGCUGGGAUAAUACAGAUGAUGUUGAAACCACCUAGCGAUGAUCCACUGCUGGGCACAGCUGAUGAUGCCAGGUUAAUUAACCUGAGUGAGAUUGAUAUCCGUCUCCCGAUGCUUGUUUAUGUUUCCCGUGAGAAGCGACCUGGCUAUGACCACAACAAGAAAGCAGGAGCCAUGAACGCCCUGGUUCGAGCCUCCGCAAUCAUGUCUAAUGGGCCAUUUAUCCUCAACCUUGACUGUGACCACUACAUCUACAACUCCCAAGCUCUGAGGGAAGGUAUGUGUUUCAUGAUGGAUAGAGGCGGGGACCGCAUUUGCUAUGUCCAGUUCCCUCAGAGAUUCGAGGGUAUUGACCCUAGUGAUCGUUACGCCAAUCACAACACUGUCUUCUUUGAUGGAAACAUGCGGGCCCUUGAUGGGCUCCAGGGUCCAGUCUAUGUUGGAACCGGAUGCCUCUUUCGAAGGAUUGCCCUCUACGGAUUUGAUCCACCUAGAUCAAAAGAACACCAACCUGGUUGCUGCGGCUGCUGCUUCCCUGGGAAUAAAAAGCAUGCCAAAGCUCCAGAAGAGAACCGAGCACUUAGAAUGGGUGAUUCCGACGAUGAAGAGAUGAACCUCUCUUUGGCUCCUAAAAAAUUUGGGAACUCAACUUUCCUCAUUGAUUCCAUCCCUGUGGCAGAAUUCCAAGGCCGUCCCUUAGCAGACCAUCCAGCUGUAAAGAAUGGGCGGCCACCAGGUGCUCUCACAAUUCCUAGAGAGAUUCUCGAUGCAUCAACUGUAGCAGAGGCAAUCGGCGUCAUCUCCUGCUGGUACGAGGAGAAGACUGAGUGGGGAAAUCGCCUUGGAUGGAUUUAUGGGUCUGUUACUGAAGAUGUGGUCACUGGGUAUAGGAUGCACAAUAGAGGAUGGAAAUCAGUUUACUGUGUGACUAAGCGGGACGCCUUCCGGGGGACUGCCCCAAUAAAUCUCACGGAUCGGCUCCAUCAGGUCCUCCGCUGGGCCACUGGUUCAGUCGAAAUAUUCUUCUCCCGCAACAAUGCCCUCUUGGCGAGCUCAAGAAUGAAAUUUUUACAGAGGGUUGCGUAUCUCAAUGUUGGAAUAUACCCCUUUACUUCCAUCUUCCUAAUUGUCUAUUGCUUUCUCCCUGCGUUAUCUCUCUUCUCUGGUCAGUUCAUUGUCCAAACCCUAAGUGUGACUUUCCUUGUCUACCUCCUUACCAUCACUGUCACGCUCUGUUUGCUUGCGGUACUUGAAAUCAAGUGGUCCGGUGUUGAGCUAGAAGAGUGGUGGAGAAAUGAACAGUUUUGGUUGAUUGGAGGAACCAGUGCCCACCUGGCUGCAGUGCUUCAGGGUCUACUGAAAGUCGUCGCUGGUAUUGAAAUUUCUUUCACUUUGACUUCAAAAUCAUCCGGUGAUGAUGAGAAUGAUGAAUAUGCUGAUCUUUAUAUCGUCAAAUGGACAUCCCUUAUGAUUCCGCCACUCACAAUUAUGAUGUUGAAUUUGAUUGCGAUAGCUGUUGGGGUUAGUCGGACGAUUUAUAGCACGACUCCUGAGUGGAGCAAGUUGCUGGGUGGUGUUUUCUUUAGCUUUUGGGUUUUGGCACAUAUGUACCCGUUCGCUAAAGGGCUUAUGGGAAGAAGAGGAAAGACGCCUACAAUUGUUUUUGUUUGGUCGGGACUUAUUGCGAUCAUCAUAUCCCUCCUCUGGGUGGCCAUCAAUCCUCCGCAAGGCAGUACCCAAAUUGGAGGCUCAUUUCAGUUUCCCUGAUAAGUCAUUCUUUUAAGUUAUAGUAUCGAUUUAGCUGUCAGCAGAUUGCUUCUGCAGUGAAGGCAGUCGGGACUCGGGAUAUCUCAUUCUUAUACUCAUUUCACUUUCAAUCGUAUGUGGUGUUUUCAGCAAUUUGAGUAAGAUGGAAAUUGGGUCAAUUGUUUCAGCGGCGUUAUAGUUUUAUUUUUUUCAGGCGUUUACAUUAAUUUUUCUAUUUUAUUUUUGACAUUUCAGUCUUACUUGUUGAGUUAGGAGUUGCUCUUUGGUGUAUUCUUUUUUUCGGAAUUUGAAAGAGUUGAUCAUGUGUAAAGUAGCUGAACCCUGACUUUUGCAGUUCACUUGAUCUUCUAUACCACAAAUUGUGGGUUGAAAUA
This is a messenger RNA of Rhododendron vialii, 4227 nucleotides long. Its product is annotated as cellulose synthase-like protein D3. Gene Ontology annotation, molecular function: cellulose synthase (UDP-forming) activity; mannan synthase activity. The record is from RefSeq and is a predicted model, not a curated record. Gene Ontology annotation, biological process: cellulose biosynthetic process; plant-type primary cell wall biogenesis. The coding region runs from base 425 to 3853 and encodes 1142 amino acids. Gene Ontology annotation, cellular component: trans-Golgi network; plasma membrane. NCBI's taxonomy places the organism in Eukaryota, Viridiplantae, Streptophyta, Magnoliopsida, Ericales, Ericaceae. The transcript is spliced from 4 exons.